Messenger RNA from Amoebophrya sp. A25, 1518 nucleotides. NCBI's taxonomy places the organism in Eukaryota, Dinophyceae, Syndiniales, Amoebophryaceae. The record is from the annotation of a GenBank genome assembly.
UGGCAUGAACGGCAUGCCAGGUAACGGUGGCAACAGGAACGACAUGCCUUUGUUCAAUGACGAAGAUAUGAUGAUGUUGGAUUUCGACGACUUAAAUCCCGAGGACAUGGAGAAGAUGAUGGAGGCUGACUUGGGCACAGAGGAACUCCAAGCGAUGGGUUUCCAAAUGCCUGAAGUUAAGGCUUUCUUCGAUGACUAACACGACUACCUAGAUAGUCGCUCGUCCAACAAUUGAAUACUUUUCGAUUUUCAACAGAAGAGAACCGAUUAGUUACAAGUAUGAAAAUUAUUCCUUGGAACUAGAAGAGAACCUAUAUAUCCAGGAAACAAUUUGAAUUUUCCUCGGUUAUAUGCUAUGUAUUGAUGUUUCCUUGACCUUGUUGUUCACCACCUUCUAAUAUACGCGGCGUCCCCGACGGAGCCGAAUUCGAGUUAUCCCCAGAGGGUAUGAUGCUCAUGAUGAUGCCGGACGGCACGGAAAUAGAACUGGAGCCGCCAGCGGGCCCCUCAGAGAUGGCACUGCCCGUGGCCUCCUUUCCCACUGACACGGUCGCUCAAAUUUAAGGGUUUUGAAAUUUCACCUACCAUCUUGUUCUAAUCUUCGCAGAGCAUAUCUUCUACGAUCUUUAUUAAUACUUAUUUCAAAUGCCGGAAAAACAAAAAGGUCAAAGGAUCAUAGUAGAUAAUAUUCGUAUUCUACAAACAGUGACUGACAUGAUCAUCAAAUUGAGGACAAGAAUAUCAAUAAACGGUGGUGGGAACAACCCCUUCUUUAAACAGUGGUGGGAACCUCUUCUUCUAAGAGUUGUUUCGCUAUCUGAACCCGACCGCCAUGUCGCAGUUCCCCAUGGGGCAGAAUGAGGAUCCUUAUACAAAAUUCACCGUCUUUACGGACGCCGAGUCUCGUCCCCGCAAUGACACCUCGACUGGAUUCAAACACAAGUGCGUUUAUGGGCAGGAGUUCUAUGUCAAGCUGGGGCCGGGCACGAAGACGAUCAGCGGAGGGAGUUCGGAGGCACACAACGGAACCGAGUUCGUCAAUUACGAAUCACUAUUUAAUGAAUCAUAAUUCAUCUAAUUCUAAAUAGGAUUAGGAGGCCAAGAACAGGAGUUGUACUUUUCUCACCUCAUCCGUGGUCUUGUUCUUCGCUUGUUCAUUUCUUUGCUUCUCUCUUCUGAAAUACAAAUAUGGAGGUUGUAGCUGCAUCGCAUAUGGAGGUUGUUCAUUUUCAUUUAGUGAAGAUUUGUUUGUGAAGAUUCUGUUGAUACUAUCAAUACGACACGCGGCGCCUAGAAUAGAUGGAUCCUACUUAGCAUGGCCAUUGCUACAAUAUCUGUACUUCUCUAUCCUUUACCUACUCUCCUUUUUCUUUUCCUAGUUAGCUUGGCUCCACCCAUAUAAUAUCACAUAGACAUUCUCAACAACAUGAUCAUUCUUUUUCUUGACGUGACGACCUCUUCUUGUUCUAAGUAACAUUGAACAAAGUGGACGGCGUCAGCUGGAGCUGCAUUGCGGGG